AUGUGCGAAACGGAUGCAGUAUCACCGCCACCGUUCACCGUCUUCACUAGCCGUCAGCGCACUUACUUCACCUACCUCCUCGGCUACUUGACGCUCGCUUCAUCUUUGACGGCUACGAUCUACCUGCCGCUGAUUGAGAGCCUAAGCAAGCAGUACAAUACGUCUAUACUUGCAAUCGAUUUGACCAUCACGGUCUAUCUCGUCUUCCAGGCAAUUUCGCCAGCUUUCUUCGGCCCAUUGUCGGAUACACUUGGUCGCCGCCCAGUCUUCUUGGUGACUUUUGUGAUAUAUCUCGCAGCAAGCCUGGGCCUGGCUUUCAAUGAGAACAGCUACGCCGCACUAUUAGUCCUUCGGUCCUUGCAGAGCAUUGGAGGUUCGGCUGUGAUGUCGCUAGCUUACGCGGUCGUGGCCGAUAUCUCUUUACCUGCUGAGCGUGGCAAAAUCCUUGGACCAAUGCUCGCAGCUACGAACUUCGGGCCAUGUUUCGGGCCUGUCAUCGGUGGCGGUAUCGUAUUAGCUACGGGACAGACGCAGUGGGCUUUCUGGACGCUCGUCAUCUUUGGCGCAUCUUCUUUGAUGCUGAUCGGAUGGACUAUGCCCGAAACCGGAAGAAACAUCGUCGGCAACGGAGAGGUUUCUCCUCGCGCCUUGUGGAAAACAUGGUGGUCUGUCAUCAGGUCCAGCGGAAGACGGGAAAGACAAAUCGACCCUGAGAUCUCCAGGAACGUAGACUCAGAAAAGCGUGGUAAAGGCGUAUGGGGCUUUCCAAAUCCUUUCUCCUCUGUGCGUCUCAUUUUUUACGCUGACACGUUCCUCACACUCUGGUCAGCAGGCUCCCCAUACGCUGUGUGGUACUGCAUCCAAGCCUCCAUACCACUGGUCUACGGUCAGGGAUACGGCUACAACCCUUUGGCUGUCAGUUUAUGCUUCUUAACCGGAGGCGCAGGAGUCAUCGCGGGCGGCUUCAUUGCAGGCCGUCUCAUGGACUUCAACUACAAGAAGACGGCCGAAUCGUGUGGUCUUCCCGUAGACCGUGUCGCUGGGGACGAUAUUCGAAAUUUCCCCAUUGAGGUCGCUCGUUCCCGUGGCUCGUAUACGUUGCAUAUGCUUUCCAUCGGCACUCUCAUUGGAUAUGGCUGGGCAGUUGAGCGUGGUGUUCAUACCAGCAUACCACUCAUCUUGCAAUUCUUCAUAGGUGCUAGAUGUACCGUCGUACUGCAGCUGUACAGCGGUCUGAUGGUUGACAUCUUUCCGGACAAAGCUGGUACUGCCGCGGCCUCGAACAACAUCGUCCGGUGUACACUGUCGGCCGUCGCAAUCGCGAUACUCCAGCCACUCAGAGAUGCCGUAGGAGAUGGCUGGAUAUUCACCUCGAUUGGGCUCGUCGAUGGCGUACUCGGCAUGUGUGCAGCCGCAGUGCUCAGGAAGUGGGGGUGGAAUUGGAGGCGAGCAAGAAUAGGCCGCGACUGA
Molecule: messenger RNA, 1470 nt
Organism: Alternaria incomplexa
Lineage: Eukaryota; Fungi; Ascomycota; Dothideomycetes; Pleosporales; Pleosporaceae
Exons: 1
Coding region: 1-1470 (489 amino acids)
Biological process (GO): transmembrane transport
Molecular function (GO): transmembrane transporter activity
Source: RefSeq, a predicted model, not a curated record